Papilio xuthus (Asian swallowtail) is the source of this 1802-nucleotide messenger RNA. Its product is annotated as sulfotransferase 1C4. The transcript is spliced from 7 exons. The coding region runs from base 613 to 1644 and encodes 343 amino acids. NCBI's taxonomy places the organism in Eukaryota, Metazoa, Arthropoda, Insecta, Lepidoptera, Papilionidae. Gene Ontology annotation, molecular function: sulfotransferase activity. The record is from RefSeq and is a predicted model, not a curated record.
GUCUAUAAAUAAAUAAAUAUUAAAUUGUUAUAUACAGGAUGUAACAUGACAAGGGUUACGACGGUAUUGCCAUGAUCGGCCGCAAAAACUUCUCAUACAACAUGCAUAUACAUGAUAAUUUAAGGGUUGUGGUGACAGUUUGCUGCACAAUAUUUGAAUACGUACCUUAACCUUGCUGAAAAAUGACCUAAAAACUUUUUUGUGUAAAAAACACAGAUUGUUAUUUAUUUGUAUUCAUACUGUAUUGUAGUAUAUUCUAAAAAGUUAAUAGAAACAGUCAAACAAGUUGACUUAUCAUAAAAUAUGCGCCGCAACGGAAACAUAGAAAGGAGACUUUAAAACACUUAUGUCUUGAGUUUUCACUGCCGAAACAAAUGUACAAAAACAUGAAGUAAUCUCUAUUUUAGUAAGGACAAUGAAAGUGAUGACAACACAGUAUUGUAUAGAUGUGUCGAUUUUUAAAAAAUGCUUAUCAAUGUUUUUUGUAACGUACCAUGCAUAAAAAUAGAUGAUAAAAUUUUAUCAUAUCCAAACAACACUUAUUAAACUAAGAUUGAUUGACUUGACGUGUACCAACAACUUUAUUUGCAUUAUUUAAUUUUGUUUUUCGCGAUGCAAGAUCCGAAUAACAGUUUCCCGUUUGAUAUCCGUGAUGUUGAAGGGACCGAUGAUAAAGAAUUGAGUAAAUAUUUCUUGGGUGCAGGGAACUUUAGUAUUCAAGUGGGACCAAAGAAGUAUUUGCUUAUGAGUGACUAUAAACAUGAUGCUGAAAAUAUUUACAACAUGCGGCUAAGAUACGACGACAUAUUCGUUGUUACAUAUCCACGUUCAGGUACAACUUGGACGCAAGAAUUAGUAUGGCUUUUGGCGUCCGAUUUAGAUUAUUCCACUGCAGAGAAGAUUCCGCUCUCGUCAAGAUCUAUAUUUCUAGAAUUUCCCAUGCUAAUGCACAAAAAUAUAGUGGAACAUUUAGAUAAAGAACACGCCGAUAAACCAGAAAAUUUAAAAAACUUGCAACUCAUGAGGACUCCUGGAUCGGAGCAAGUCGCAAGAAUGCCCUCGCCACGCUUCAUCAGGACGCAUCUCCCUCUUUCACUGCUGCCCCCGACUUUGCUCGACACCACUAAAGUUGUGUAUGUGGCGAGGGAUCCACGGGACGUCGCCGUGUCUUACUAUUAUCUCUCCAGCGAGUUCAAAUCAUAUAAUUUUAAUGGCGAUUUCAAAAGCUAUUGGAGGUUAUUCGUCAAAGAUCUAGUGUACUGGUCACCGUUCUUCGAGCAUUUAAAAGAAGCUUGGCAGAUGCGUCAGCAUCCGAACAUGCUGUUUUUGUUCUAUGAGGAAUUAUUACAGAAUUUACCCGCCACAGUGCAACGUGUCGCUGAUUUCUUAGGAAAGGAAUACAAAGCUGACCAGAUAGCGGAACUUUGUACACAUUUGAAAUUUGAAAACUUCAAGAAGAAUCCUUCUGUAGGAAUUGAUAAUUUGAAAGAGUAUGGCAUGAUGGCACCAAAAGGAGAGUUCAUUAGGAAAGGUAAGUCGGGAGGCUGGCGUGACUACUUCGACGAGGAAAUGACGCGCGAGGCGCAGCUCUGGAUUGACAACAACUUGCAAGAUACCGAUAUGCGAUUCCCAUCCAUGCAAUAAAUACAAGUAUUUGUUACGUUAAAAACAUAACUAAAUAAUAGACUUAAUUGGAUAUAACUUUAAUACAAUAAACUAAGUAAUAAAAUGUUUUUUGAUCCAUAACAUAACACUUACAUCGUUUUUAAAAUUAUAAAUUACUAGCUGUCGCCCGCGACUCC